AUGCAUAUUACUCUUUACAACAUUGGUGCUGGACGGGCUAGCAGUGUUGCCAGGUUUGGUGAUUUUUCUCCAGAUAUGGUGAUUUUCAAAACAUUCUGGUCUAACAAUAGUUCAUCUGAUUAUGACACUGAAGAAGAGAAAAAACUAACCAAGACAAGACCUUCACAAAAAAUGAGUUAUGCUCAGAAUUAUAAAGUGAGUUGGGAGAAAAAUAAAGAAUUUUGUGGAUGGCUUGGUCCAAGUGUGAAAGGUUCUACCUAUUUUAAAUGCAAUGCGUGUAAUAAAGAUUGUAAAGGUGGUAUAGCUGCUGUAAAAAAACAUAGCUACUCUUCUAUACAUGAAAGAUAUGUGACUGCAAAAAAGGCACCAUCAGUUUAUACAUUGGCAUCUAAAAAAAAAUGUUAUGACACAGAAAAGGCAAUUAAAAGUACCGAAAUAAGAGUAGCUUCAUUUAUUGCUGAGCAUAAUAUUCCAAUAAGUGCUACAGACCUCCUAGUUGAACUUAUAAAAAGUAUCAAAUUGGAACCAGAAGUGUUAAACAAAGUUACUUGCCAUCGUACUAAGGCCACAGCUUUAAUUAAUAAUGUAAUCGGGGCAACUGGAUUUGAAACUGUAAUUAAUUUAAUAAAGACCCAAAAAUUUUCACUUCUAGUUGAUGAAUCUACUGAUGUCAGCUCAAUAAAACAUUUGGCACUUGUUGUAAGAAUUAAUUAUGAAUGGACGGUGAAAGAUUAUUUUUUACAACUGAUUCCAAUUCACAGCGCUACUGCUCAGUGUAUGUAUGACGCUGUAACACAUUUUUUUAUAAAGUAUCAAGUACCAUACAUUGAUAACUUGAUUGGUUUUGCAUCCGAUGGGGCUAAUGCAAUGAUGGGAAAUAACAACUCACUUAGAACAUUACUGGCUAAAGAUAUUCCUAAUAUUUUUGUCAUGAAAUGUAUCUGUCAUUCUCUGGCACUUUGUUGUAACUAUGCAUGCCUAAAACUUCCAGAUGUUGUAGAAAAAUUAGUUAGAAGUAUUUAUAACUUCAUGAACCAGAGUUUUAAAAGACAAAAAGAAUUUCAAGAAUUCCAGAAAUUUCAUGACCUGAAACCACACAAAAUGUUGCAGCAGUCACAAACGAGAUGGUUGUCAUUGGAAGCAGUAGUUAGUCGUGUGCUAGAACAAUAUGAAGCCUUAAAAUCAUAUUUCAGACUUCAAGAUUUUGAAAACGACACAUUGAACAAUGAUAAGGCUAGACAAAUAUAUGUUCAACUAAACAAUCCGUUGCUACAUUAA
This is a messenger RNA of Myzus persicae (green peach aphid), 1278 nucleotides long. Its product is annotated as E3 SUMO-protein ligase KIAA1586-like. Bases 1 to 1278 code for a protein of 425 amino acids. The transcript has 3 exons. The record is from RefSeq and is a predicted model, not a curated record. Lineage: Eukaryota; Metazoa; Arthropoda; Insecta; Hemiptera; Aphididae.